Molecule: messenger RNA, 858 nt
Organism: Asparagus officinalis (garden asparagus)
Lineage: Eukaryota; Viridiplantae; Streptophyta; Magnoliopsida; Asparagales; Asparagaceae
Product: protein RKD4
Exons: 3
Coding region: 1-858 (285 amino acids)
Molecular function (GO): DNA-binding transcription factor activity
Source: RefSeq, a predicted model, not a curated record
AUGGAGUUGGUCCAAUCUACUAGCAAUGUCAUGUCCAUUGAUGAUCCGAGCCUAUUUGAUUGUUUUGAGUUUGAAGAUCAACUCAAUACUAUUCCACCUCUUCAAUUCAGCGAAGUCGAUGCUUUCGUUCCAUUUCCCACCAGUUUCGACGAUCACUGGAUGGAUAUCUCCAAUCUCUCAUCGAACAAUUUCGAUGCCACAAAAUCUUUGCUACCCUUAGUCCCUGAGAAUUACUAUAGAGACCUUCCACCGUUAAAUGAACUCUCAUUCGAUUAUGAAAUCAAUCUUGAUUCCUUCUCUUGGGAUGACAACCUCAGCAUCCCUCGUAACCCUGGCUCAGUGCCUCUUAACACUGUCGAUGAUGAUUCAAUACUUUCCUUCCCCUUCGAGGCGAAGAAAAACUUGGACUACGACGACAUUAACGAAGAUGAGCAUGAUGUGAAAAUUGAGAGAAGGAUUAAUGGGCGAUUGAAGUUGGGAGAGAUCGGUCUUGAUGAGAUAAAGAGCUACUUCUACAUGCCGAUAACAAGAGCAGCCAAAGAGAUGAAUGUAGGGGUGACGUUGUUGAAGAAGAGGUGUAGAGAGCUUGGGAUCCUUAGGUGGCCUCAUAGGAAGAUGAAGAGCUUGAACACUCUCAUUCGUAACGUUCAGGAGCUUGGAAAGGGAUCAAAUGAGGAGUGUAUAAAGAGGGAAUUGGAGUCAUUGGAAGAACAUAGGAGACUGAUGGAAGAAAAUCCAGAGUUAGAAUUAACUGAGAGAACAAAGAAACUAAGGCAGGCUUGCUUCAAAGCUAAUUACAAGAGGAGAAGGGCAAUGCAACAUCCCUACUUUGAUCCCCUCAAUGCAUCUCCUUACUAG